Anas platyrhynchos (mallard) is the source of this 606-nucleotide messenger RNA. Lineage: Eukaryota; Metazoa; Chordata; Aves; Anseriformes; Anatidae. The record is from RefSeq and is a predicted model, not a curated record.
AUGGUGCAGCAGGGCAGGGGGAGGCUCCAUGAAGGCCGACAGGGGGGGCAGCGGCGGUGGGCUCCGGGCAGCCCCCUGCAGCAGGGCAGCAGGCAGAGGAGGCGUCGGAGGGUGGCUGCGGGUGGCGGAGGGCGGCAGCGGGCGGCAGCCAACGCCCGGGAGCGGGACCGCACGCAGAGCGUCAACACGGCCUUCAGCGCCCUGCGCACCCUCAUCCCCACCCAGCCGGCCGACCGCAAGCUGUCCAAGGUGGAGACGCUGCGCCUGGCCUCCAGCUACAUCUCGCACCUGGCCAACGUGCUGCUGCUGCAGCAGGCACGGGAUGAGGGGACCCCCACCACGACACCCUGCCUGCAGCACCCCGCCGCCGCCUCGCCGCGGCCCAUCUGCACCUUCUGCCUCAGCGAGCAGCGCAAGCGGGUGAAGGGAGGUGGGAGAGGGGAGGGAAUGGGCGGUGAGGAGCCAGAAGGGAGCCGUUCUCCGCUGCUCCAGCAUGGGGGUCACCUCAUGGCUUCAUCCAGCCCUGAGCCCUGCUCCUCUCCCUCCAGCAGCGCCGGGGAGCAGAGAAGCCGCUGGUGCCCAGGGAGCUCCGCCGCUGCGAGGUGA